UUCUUAUACUGUUAUUUAUGUUUAUAACUGUUGAAACAUCUGCAUUUCUAAUUGUUACAGUUUGAUUUAGAAUUUUUAUUAACAAUACUUGAAGUUAAUUGACAAACGGGCGUACCAACAAUAUAUUAUUUUAUAAAUAUAUUUUUCUAAAAAUAAAUGCGGUCCCGCGACAGGUGUAAUAUUCGUGUGCGCCAUUAAUUUCCCGCCGGGUUGGCAUAAAUGAAAAUGUGUCAGCCGUUCCCCGUUUACCACUAGUCAUAUUCAAAUUAAUACAAAAACGCAUUUAGCCGACAUGAAAAGACUGUACGGACAAAAAAAAAUUGAAAAAAAAAGAAAGGAAUGAAAAAUAAAAAAACCGGUGGGACGAAACGAUGGGCAAACAAAGCAGAAGUGAAGUGGAAAAACGAUGCGAGUUACAGACAUGCAGAAAAUGUAAAGCCAGCGGUCGGAAAUGUUGGGAAAACACGGAAUCAGAACCGUAAAAGAAACGAUGUGUGCAAUAUGUAAUGACUAUGAAGACUUGGAUAAUAUUAAUUUUAUGUUUAAUCUACACCUUAACAGAAUGCGGGGCGAAUCUUCCACCUGUCUUCUCCAUGGACAUGAACAACUUGGCCAUAUCGGAAAAAACAGCUGUCGGCACCGUGAUUUAUCAGUUGGGUGGUAGCGAUCCGGAACAAAGUCCGGUGCAUUUCGAUCUUCAGGGCACCGACGUGCUGAAAGUCAACCCGGACACGGGCGACGUGACCGUCGUCAAGCCCCUGGAUUACGAGACAAACGACACGCUCAACCUCAUCGUCAGCAUCGAGGACGAAGUGGAGGGCAACGCCAAGAACAACAUCGUGGAGGAGCCAGUCACCGUCAUAAUACUCGACGAAAACGACAACGCCCCCGAAUUCCAAAAGGCGCCCUACGAAAUUCUUAUCGACGAAGACACCGCACCCGACACGACGGUGUUUUCCAAUAUCUCGGUGAAAGAUAAGGACACGACCGGAGCGAAUAUAGAGGUGGAAUGCAUAAAUUUACCCGAAUAUCAGGAUGCAUGCGAGACGUUCGGGGUGGAGGCGAUCGCCUCGUCGCAGAACUCCUACGUUGGCGCCGUCACGCUCAGGAAAAAACUCAACUAUGCCCAACAGCACAUAUACGAAUUCCUGUUGAAGGCUUCGGAUGGUGAAUUGAGCAGUACAACAAACGUGACUGUGAACGUGGGUGAUGUGCAAGACACACCCCCACGUUUCAUCGGAAACUUGACCUCCGAAGUCCUAGAAAGUGCCCCAAUAAACACCUUAGUCAUGAAAAUACAUGCUGAAGACGGAGACCGAGGUGUACCCAGAAAAAUCGUCUACGAAUUGGUCAACAAUCCAAUGGACUACUUCCUCCUGGAUCCAGUUACUGGAGAGCUGCGAACUGCCACCCCCUUAAACAAAGAGGCUAUCGACAAUCCUGAAGGAAAUCUGACGCUGAACAUUAAGGCCCGCGAACUGGUGGAAGGCGUAAAGGGGAAUGAUCCUCUUACCGUAACAGACGCCGUCGCAACAGUAAUCGUCAAGGAUGUUAAUGACGAACCUCCAGCGUUUAAUAAACGUGAAUACUUCGUCCAAAUUCCCGAAAAUAUACCGGAGGGAUCCUCGUUACCAGACCUGGAUAUGACCGUCAGGGAUCCUGAUGAGGGCAAUAACUCGGCGUUCUCGUUGGAAUUGAACGACAUCUCCGGCGCCUUCUCCAUCGAGCCCCAGAACGCAAUCGGCUCGACCCCCGUCACAAUACGGGUGAUCAAUAACAAUCUGGAUUACGAGGACCCCAACAGAAGGAAAUUCAUCAUCCUGGCGGUAGCCAGGGAGUUGUACACCGAAGAGAAACUGUCGUCCACCGCCACCAUCACUGUGUCCGUGUUGGACGUCAACGACAACCCCCCCAGCUUCGAUCAGGAGGGCUAUUCGGCCACCAUAUCUGAAAUGGCAUCGCCGGGAACGUUGGUCUCCACUAUAGUGGCCAAAGACAGAGACAGCGGACGUUUUGGUGAAAACGGAAUUAUAUAUAAACUAGCAGGAAAUGGGGCGGACAAGUUUACCGUCAACAACAGGACCGGAACCGUGUCCGUAGCGUUCUGCGAGAAUCCUGGGCAGGAGGACUGUUUAGAUUACGAAACCAAGUCCGAAUAUCAACUGCAAUUUAUCGCCACCGACGACGACGGCACAGGCCAAACCACCAUAGUCCCGUUGAAAGUCACGCUGACUGACAGCAACGACAACUCACCUGUGUUUAAUCAGCCGAUAUACCGCGUGUUCGUUAACGAGGGCGCCGUCAAAUUCGACCCCGAUCUGAUAGUGGAGGCCCGGGACGCUGACAAGACGUCGCACAUUACGUAUUCCAUUGUCGCCGGUAACGAGAUGAACUUGUUCAGCAUAGAUCCGAAGCUGGGCAAAAUUAGAAUAUCAAACAACAAAGGUCUGGAUGUCACGAACGAUACUGAUAACGUUAUCGUGCUCACAGUGUUGGCUAGUGAUGGAAAGUUUACCUCCACGGCGAUGGUAAACAUAACAAUUCGUGACAUUAACAAUAACGCCCCCAAAUUUGAGAAAGAAAACUACGUGGAAUCAGUAAAAGAAGACCUGCCUGAAGGCUCCUCCAUUAUCCAACUCCAGGCUACCGAUGCCGACAUGGGGUUGAACGCAGAAAUCGAAUACUCAAUCCAAAAAGGGUCGUACGACGACUUUUCCAUAGACAACACAACUGGCCUAAUAAAAAUCGUCAACAAACUAGAUUUUGACCGUAGAAACACGUACAACUUGGAGAUCACGGCUGAAGACCACGGAGAACCUCCCCUAACUGGGACCACGACGUUAACAAUCAACGUCAUCAACACCAACGACAAGAUGCCGUACUUCAAGCCGACCACUCAAAAGGCAGAAGUUAUGGAGGACGCAGCUGUUGGUACCGUUGUACACUCCCUAAUAGCCUUAGACCCGGACGUUAACACUUCGGAAGCCUUGAAUUUUGCUGCAACUGAGCCGAUUACAGCUUUGGACAAGCACGGAAACGAAGUGGAGGGAACGGAGGUGUUCAAAGAGUUCUUCUCCGUCGAUAGAAACACCGGGAAGGUGACGGUUAUGAAUCCUCUUUUGAGGGACGUCGCUGCUGUUGUUAGAAUUACUGUGUUAGUCACGGAUAUUACCGCACCAAACGUACAACAAGGACAAGGUCUUUUAAUUAUCACCAUUGGUGAUGUUAACGAUUCGCCCCCAGUUUUCUUGCCACCUUGGACUUUGGAAAAGCCUGAGUACAAUUUGGAACUUAAGGAGGAACAACCGGUUGGUACCAUUGUGGCCACGUACACAGCUACUGACGAGGACUCAGACAUAGCAGGAUACAUAAUAAAGCCAGAAAGUGAGUACUUCCAAAUUAAUAAUGGUACCGGAAUAGUCCAAAUCAAGAAACAAAUCGACUACGAAACAACCAAACAAAUCAACUUCACAAUCAUCGCCUUCGAUUCCGGAAUUCCCCAACUCAACGCCACCGCCACGGUCAAAGUAAAGGUCAUCAACCUCAACGACAAUGACCCAGUGUUCACAGCCGAGCAGUACAACGCCAGCAUCGACGAGAACUCACCCAACGGCACCUUCAUAACCAUAGUCAAAGCCACCGACAAAGACGCCGACGAGUACGGCCAAAUCACCUACAGCUUGACGGGGGAGCACAGCGAGAACUUCCAAAUCAAUCCGCAAACUGGCGAAAUAAACGUGGCCAACCAGAACUUCUUCGACCACGAGGUCAUCAACGAGACCGUCAUUCAGGUUGUGGCCUCCGAUGGUGCGCCGGGCAAUCUGAAGAGGUCCAUAACGGUGCCGUUGAACGUGCAAAUUAGAGACGUGAACGACAAUUCACCUCAGUUCUCGCAUCACGAGUACAACGUCACGGUUAUAGAGAACGUGAGGCUGAAUCCUCCCAUGCCUUUGAUCCAGUUGAACGCCACCGACGAAGACUCCGGAGUCAACGGGCAAAUACACUAUAAUAUUAUUGGGGGAAACGACAAUGACAUAUUUUUGAUUGGCGUUGAAACUGGCAUACUUUACCCUCACAAGUCUUUGCUGGGUCAAACCCGCAACUUUAAGUUAGUGGUUGAAGCAAGGGAUGGGGGUGGUAAUGGACAGAAUACAGACAGAGCAACUGUAAACGUUCAGGUGCUAAACGUAAAUGAAUAUGAACCCUUGUUUAUUAUGCCAGCCCUGCCCAACGCCACCAUUGAAGUUACUGAGAAUACUGCGCUGGAAGAUUACUUGGUGAUGACAGUGAAGGCCACAGAUAAAGACGAAGGGGAGAACGGAAGGAUAACGUAUCAUUUUAAGAUAGACGGAGACAACGUCCAAGAAACCAAGGAGUUUUCAAUUAACUCCAACACCGGAGAAUUGAAAACGAAAGAAACUUUAGACAGAGAAGUUCAAGCAAAAUAUGAGUUGACUUUAGUGGCCAGAGAUCAUGGUUCACCAAAGUGGUUCGAGACGGUGAGACACCUGACCAUAUUACUCGUGGACACAAACGACAACAGACCAGAGUUCCCUGAUUCAAAGACUGCUAACCCUUACCACUUUUAUGUGACUGAAAACAACGAAAAAGACUUGAGGAUAGGACAGGUUAAAGCUUUGGACCGGGACGAAGGUACUCACGCCAAGGUUUACUACUAUUUGCUGUCAGGCAAUGAAAACAAUGGGUUCUACCUCGAUAGAACUGAUGGAAGUUUGUACACCAAUGCUACUUUCGACAGAGAAGAAAAGGAUGAGUACUUCUUGUUGAUUUUGGCCAACAACGACCCGGAGUUUUACCUUCCUGAAGACGACAAGAGCCGCCUAGAUGAAGAAGAAAUAAUGCACGACAGUAGCAUAGCUAAAGUACUAAUAACCAUUAACGACCUAAACGACAAUGCUCCACAGUUUGAGCAAAAAAUUUACCACACUGCAGUGAACGCAAUGGCAAACAUAAACGAAUUCGUAACGAACGUGACAGCCUUUGACCCCGACGCCGGAGUCAACGGAUCCUUAACGUAUUACAUUAAAGCUUCCAACCUGUACAAAUACGGCUCCAACACCAGCUCAGGCUCAAUAAUCCCUUCACCGUUUAACAUAUCGCAAAGGGGGGAAAUCUUCACCGCCACUUAUUUAGCUGAAAACAACCAACACAGAUUCGUCAUAGACAUCGUGGCCAAAGAAGACGCCUUCCCGGAACGGGAGUCGGUCACUCAAGUGCACGUGUGGAUAUUUGAGCCGGAACAGCUCAUAAGGAUAAUCCUGUCGAGGCCUCCGGAGGAAGUAACCAGGGAAAGGAACGAAAUCCUUGCGGAACUGAGCAACGCCACGCAAAGCGUCAUAAUAAUAGACGAAAUACGUUACCACACAAACGACGUCGGUUACAAAAAUGAAGAGUGGUCGGACCUGUACAUCCUAGCGGUUGAUCCGAAGACCCGCACCAUCAUCCCCGUGCCUGAAGUGCUUAAAGUGAUCGACUCUAAGUAUGACUUCCUGAAGGACUACUACGCAGGAUUUGCCAUUGAGAACGUGGUGCCGGCCUUUGUUACUGAAAAGGAUGAAUCCUUCGAUCCGGCUUUGGCUGCCCUUAUUGCCCUGUUGAUAGUGUUGUUCGUGGGAAUUAUAUCGUUUAUCAUCGUGUGUUGUUGCCUAAGACAUUGGGUCAUCUCACCCACGGAUUUGAAGAAGAAGGAUGCCCUCAUUAAAAAGGCCAUCAUUGACGACCUGAACACCACUGAAAAUCCUCUUUGGAUAGAGCAGAAAUUGAAGAUUUACGAGGAGCAGGAGCUGACGAUGCAAGUCUUCAAUGAGCCAGAACAGAACGUGAUGAACCGCAGGAACAGCGACGACUUUGUACCUGACGACAACACGUACGCCACAAUCCAGCACCCCAACAGAAGGGGAUCAUCCCACAUGGCUACGAUGUCGCUGGGGGAUGACCUAGCCGACUACGCCACGUUGUCUGGAGUACCGCACCACUCUGGCAGUAAUCACAGCUCACUUAGGGGGGCCCCCAAUUACUACGAGGCUGCCAUGGGUUUCCAAGGGUCGACAUUCCAAGUGCCAGAUAAACUUAACUCGAGUCAAAGCGACUACGACACGUUUCGUGCCCACUUCAAGGGAUCAGAACUAACCAUCAACCAUGACGGGCAACCGGAAUAUGUUGCCGAACUGAUUUAGGUUACGUAUUGUGACAAUUUUUAUGAAAUGUGACUGUUUCACUGUAAUGACAAUAGAAGAUUUAUGAGGAAGUGCUGUUCGAAUACUCAUUAGAUUUAGAUUUGUUUGGAUAUUUUGACAGGCAACGAAUAUAAUUGAUGUGCGUGAGGGUUGCUGUUUUGUGUCAUACCUCCAGUUUCCUAAGACCCUAAUUCAAUCUUCUUCCGUCCUUCUGAUCUUAUGUAUUUACUUGUCUGUGUAAUUCUGGGACACACUCAAUUGUUAAUUGUAACUAGAGCUUCGGUUAAAAGUGGGUUCUUGUCCAUUUUUAUCAUAGACUGUUACGACCUUUAGAUACUAGUCUGUCAAAAUAUUUAAUAUUUUUCUCAAGGUAUAUUUAAACUUGGUUUAACUAAAUUCAUCAACUUAUUAAUUUGUGUUUUAUUAUCUCACUUUAACUAUAGCUAAUAGACGAGGAAUAUUAUCUCUUAUUUUCAUAGGAUUUAGUGAAACCAACUUGUGUAGAGUUAGACAGUUUUAUUAACAGCAGUUCUUUCUAAUAAAUCACGAAAGAAAACAGUUUUAUUCUAGAAAAAGUGAUAUAAAAAGUUUAGUGUAAUUGAUUUUAUAUUUUAUAUAUUUUUAAUAAUUAUUUAUUAAUUUAAUUUUAGUGACAAUUUUAAAAUAAUUUUACAUAAAAAUUGCCAUAUCAAUUUUAAUUAUUUAAGAUUUGUUCAGGUUUAUAUUUGUAUUUUUUCAUAAAAGUUUAGGACGAAAUUGAACAAUUGUAUACAUUUGUACAUACAUAUAAAUAAAUAUCUUUAUGUA
Messenger RNA from Aethina tumida (small hive beetle), 7004 nucleotides. Its product is annotated as cadherin-87A. Gene Ontology annotation, biological process: homophilic cell-cell adhesion. Gene Ontology annotation, cellular component: plasma membrane. Lineage: Eukaryota; Metazoa; Arthropoda; Insecta; Coleoptera; Nitidulidae. The record is from RefSeq and is a predicted model, not a curated record. Bases 507 to 6197 code for a protein of 1896 amino acids. The transcript is spliced from 18 exons. Gene Ontology annotation, molecular function: calcium ion binding.